AUGGCAACCUUUCUCAAUUCUCCGAACACACCCGCCGUCGCACAUACAUUUUAUCAUGACGAUAAUGUUUCUCGAAGUCACAAGGCAAACCUCUCUGGAGCGACCAUGUUGGAUCUGUUGAGUGGUCCUGAAGGUUCGAUUGCCGCAGCCUACGAGUCUUCAAGUUUGCACCAACGGACUCCAAAAUCGAGACGGCCUUCUCAAGCAUCAAUCACUAAAUCCCAAUUGCGCCAGACGAAUAGGACAUUGGUUGAAAUCAUUCACAGCGUCCAGGCUGAGUUGGCGACUCAGAGAGAAGCAAUGCUCGAUAUGCAGGCGCGAAUUGUUCAGCUCGAAAGCACGUCGCAAAUCAAGAUCGAACACUUUGCGCCGCGCCAUACAAUUGCCGGACACCGCAAGCGGUCUCAGAUCAGAAGCAAAGAAGGUGCUAUCCGCGAAACACAAAGAAGCUGGGAUGCAUUCCAGAAGGAUGCUGAUAUGCUUGGUCCCCCCAUUAUCGCAAAUGAAUUCUGGAAGUCACCCAGUCGAUUCUCUGGUUUCAACUUCAACUUCGACCUGCUCGAGACAAUACCAAAAUCGUCACAUCCUCUUCCAGAUGUGGAUGAUGUUCCGGAUCUCACACCGGACGAGCAGCCACAAGCGUAUACGCCAGGACAGCGCCGGAUUCCUCCUAGGAUCACCCGCAUCAGGACAGCAGAUCCCACCACUAUGUAUCACGAUGCCGUGAGCGAUAUCAGAGAGCACGUCAUCGAGUUCGACAAGAUCAAGGUACCUAUGCCACCGAAACUCCAAACCCCGCCACGAAGUGCGCGCAGCAGGUUGGCAUCGAUGCACAGCCCGGACGAUGAGAUCACGGCAUUGCCGCAGAUUCCACUGGUACCAGCAGCACCCACGCACAGCUCACAUCGCAGUAUUAUGAGUAUCAAGAGUCUGCUCCUGUACAGAACCUCUUCGAAAAGUCACAAAGCCGAUUACGCUCAAUCUGAUCAUCGCCGUUCAGGCUCGUCUAUGCGCUGCUGA
Messenger RNA from Alternaria arborescens, 1020 nucleotides. RefSeq lists its product as hypothetical. The coding region runs from base 1 to 1020 and encodes 339 amino acids. The record is from RefSeq and is a predicted model, not a curated record. The transcript has a single exon. Lineage: Eukaryota; Fungi; Ascomycota; Dothideomycetes; Pleosporales; Pleosporaceae.